Trypanosoma conorhini is the source of this 1941-nucleotide messenger RNA. RefSeq lists its product as uncharacterized. Lineage: Eukaryota; Euglenozoa; Kinetoplastea; Trypanosomatida; Trypanosomatidae. The transcript has a single exon. The record is from RefSeq and is a predicted model, not a curated record. Bases 1 to 1941 code for a protein of 646 amino acids.
AUGAGCCUCUCUCUAGGGGAGACAAGCGAUGCGAUCGCCGCGCUCGCAGAGGGCUGCACUUUGGACGAGCUAGCGGAGCUCGCAGCGCGGUGUGAGUCACAUUUGGCCAACGUUGAGGCGAUCAUGGACGCCACGGAAAAUGCCCUGCGCACCUCUCAAGGACCCCGGCGUCUUGUUUUGUGGUUCUUCAUCGAUCGACUGGCAAAACAGCACGACAUUUUUUUGGACGCGCUUCGGCCGCGCCUGCGAGGCCUUGCAGCGACGGCGGCCCCGGCGGCGGGAACGGCAGAGUGGGACGACUUCAAGGCACUUUUGAAGUCCUCCAUUGCGGUGGUGUUCGGCGCCCCGCUGGUGUCACUGAUUCUCCUGGAGAUUGACCCCGACACGCAGAAGGAAACCGCCCGCACCGCCGCCGCCUCUGAGCGGAGCCAGGGUGUCCUCACACUGCACAGCAACGCCCUGCGGACCACCGGUGCUUUCUCGACGAAGUCUGUCAAAACGCAGCGACCGGCGGCGGUGAAGCACACACUGCAGGUAAAAACCAUUGACAGCCAGAUGGCAAUGAACAUGGCGAGCAGCUACGCCCCCGCCCGGCCACAGGAGAUUGCGGUCCCGGAGAUUCGCCCUGAUGCUGACGCCCCGCACGGUUAUGUGAAAGCACUGCCCUCGGAUUACUUGAAAAGCUACGAGAAUACUAGACGCAAGCGUCUCCGUGAGGUGAUGGAGCGCAAUCGCGAGGAAAUGGAUCGCCGCCAGGAAGAUGAGCUGCUUCAACGGGUGCGGGGAACAGCCAUUCAAAAUGGAAAGAUUCCUGACUAUUCAGAUGUGGUUAUGCCGUUGGAGUUGCCUCGUGACGAGCAUGGCGUGAAACGGGGAUUUUUCCCACUUGGUGUGCGUUUUAUUCGUGAGGCGAUUCGAAGCUGUGGUGGGGCAGUGGAAUUGGAUGUGCUGGUAAGCCGUCUUUCAACGCUAGCGAGCAGAGAGACCGUGGCGGAGUUUGGAGACGUGCGUGAAUUUCUACUCAUUCACCGACCGACGUUUCGUGUAACUAAUGAAAAGAGCCGCUGGAUCGUUCGUCUCGCCGGGGACGAAACUAGUGAUCCCACGUGGGAGUCGUUGCAGUGCCCGUUGUGCUCAAAAGUGAUGCGUGGGCGCAACCUCGCACGUCACAUGGGCUGCAGGCAGUGUGUUACAACCCAAAUUGCCCUGGGACUUCAUGGAGAGGUGCAUGGCCCUAUUUCUGAGCUCGCGUUUGUCGCCAAGUCCAUCAUUGACCGGGCAGGCACGUACGAUGACUGGGAUUUGGAGUGUUUUGCCGACUGCGUAGAGAGAGCUGCAAAUUGUAGGCGUUUCAAACUUUCCUCGCAGGCGAAAUUCGCCCCCAUGCUGAAGGCACUGCGUGUUGUUCGCAACCGCUGGCUGACGCGGAAGGGGGUGGCGGAUGUCGCGGACGCCGUUGUGGACCCCGGCGACACGGCUGUUGCGAAUCUCUUUCGAGCCAUUGGACGAAACGUGAACCGCCUGCCCAUUCCUUGGCUGGAGAUGGGCGACGUGGUCGACAUGUGCCGCCGGUUUUCGGAUUCGGUGUUGCCUCCCUUCAAUCCCCCGCCGCGGCCCGCCGACCCCCGCAUCAGCCUGCACAACGAGUACCCGGGAUUCCUCCUCUGCGAGAGUGAGGUGGACGACGAGGACGACCCCAGCGACGAUGAGGACGCAUUCUCCGACGAUGAGGCGCCCACCUUUGUCUUUGCGCCGCCGGUAGAAUUGGCCGAAACACUUUUCACGGCAGGCUUUGAACGGGAUACCAAGCGGCUGCAACAUCGCAUGCGUACCGCCCCGCCGCUGGUGCUACAACGUGUGCUGAGGGGAGAUCGCUCCCAAACGCAGCGGGAGAUGUAUGCUGACGCACGAAAUGCGGGCGGCCUCGCCGCGCCCUCCUAA